Molecule: messenger RNA, 2295 nt
Organism: Symsagittifera roscoffensis
Lineage: Eukaryota; Metazoa; Xenacoelomorpha; Acoela; Convolutidae
Exons: 1
Coding region: 1-2295 (764 amino acids)
Source: RefSeq, a predicted model, not a curated record
AUGCCUGAAAUUACACCCGAAAUUGUAAAUGAGAUGGAAGAAAAACACUCCCGGCACAAGUUCGCCUAUGCUGUUCAGGGAAACAAAGAACAAGAAUGUAUCAAUACUGUGGGUUCUAUGGUUCACUCUUGUAUAAAUUCUUUCCCGAACGGCUCAGCCGGUGGGCCUGAUAAAUUGAGGCCUCAAAUUAUCAAAGACAUGAUUGGAAUGUGUAACGAAACAUCAAACAAACUGAUUGAAGACCUGACCGGGCUCACAAAUAUCAUCUUGAGCGGUGGUGUACCGAUUGAUAUCAGACCUUUCUUUUUCGGGGCAAAUUUGUUCGCACUCAAAAAACCUUCCGGCGUUCGGCCCAUAGAAGUCGGCAACACACUUCGCAGAUUGGCAGCGAAAUGUGCCGGCAAAGACCACGAACUAUUAGAACAAAGAAAAUGUUCAUAUGGAUCUACUCAACUGGGCUUCGGCACCAAAAAUGGAUGUGAGGCGGCAGUCCAUGCCACCCGCAAAUUCCUAUCUUCUCCAGGCUUCAGCGAUGAACACGUUCUAGUCAAAAUUGAUUUCGAAAAUGCUUUCAACUCAAUCUCAAGGCAACACAUGCUGGAGAACAUUAGCGAAAAGUACCCUCGCCUGAAAAAUUUUGCGUUCUCAGCCUAUAGCCAACCCUCCUAUCUGUUCUUUGGAUCUCAUAUUCUGAACUCGGAUGAAGGAGCUCAACAAGGAGACCCGGAGGGGCCGCCCAUGUUCUGUGACACGAUUAACGACAUGAUUCAUUCGCUGACUUCUGCUCUUAACUUCUGGUAUCUGGACGAUGGGAAUCUUGCUGAUAAGUUCCGGGUAGUUUUCGAGGACUUGAAACUGGUGAUAGAGCGCGCUCGUAUGCUUGAUCUGAAAGUUAAGCCUUCGAAAUGUGAGCUAACUUUCCUAGGUUCACCGAGUGAAAAGCUCAAACUCGAAAUACUGCAACUAUUCAACACGAUCUGCCCUGCUAUACAAGAGACUCCACUGGAUGACCUAUGCAUCCUUGGUGCAGGCAUGGGUGCUGACUGUGUCCUUGACAAAUUAACCAAACGUUCUAAAGAUCUUGAGCUACUGAGCGAACGCCUGGUCGAAAUCGAGGCACACUCGGCGCUUUUUCUUUUGAAAAACUCGUUCAGUAUACCGAAACUGACAUUUCUGCUCCGAACGUCACCGUGCUUCAUGCACCUCGACAUACUCUCCAACUAUGAUUCCAUUCUGACCUCAACACUGGAAAAAAUCACCAAUGUUCAACUUACAGAUUCUUCUCGCAUCCAAGCCUGUCUGCCUGUUAAAGUGGGUGGCCUGGGUCUGCCAUCUGCGUCAUUGCUUGCGACGUCCUUAUUUCUAUCCUCCGCGAGCUCUUGCGCUGCUUUGACAGACCAAAUCUCCACUUGUACCGGACCAACAGGCGACGAAGAAACUGCUCUGGAACUCUGGGGUGAUACUGCACAAGCACUUCCACCAACUAAUAGAUGCAACCAAAAGAAUUGGACUUGGUCAGUAUUCGAGAACCUAAAAACCUCGAUGCUUGAGAACUGUUCAUUGACAGACCACAAUAGAAUAGAAGCUUACUCUGGAAAGAUGGCGGGAAGCUGGCUGCAGGCUCUGCCAUCAUCCAACUUUGGCUUGAAACUCACAGAUAUCCAACUCCGCAUCAGUGUGGCACUGCGUUUAGGCGGCAAAGUGUGCGAAACCCACCAAUGCCGAUGCGGUAAAGAAGUCUCUGAAGAUGGCCACCAUGGUUUGGCUUGCAAAAUGAGCGCCGGCCGUCAUACUCGCCACUCGAUUUUGAAUGACAUAGUGAAGAGGGGUCUUGCCAGCGCCAACAUACACUCGGUAUUAGAACCCCCUGGACUUUGCCGCGCAGAUCGGAAAAGGCCGGAUGGGCUCACGUCUACACCUUGGUCCAAAGGCCAACCAAUGGUAUGGGAUGCCACGGUCGUGGACGCAUUGUGCAGUAGUAGAAUUGACUCAUUCGAGCCCCUGAAAGCAGCGACUACAGCAGAAGAGACGAAAAGAAUGAAAUACACUGAAAUCAUCAACAGAGGCUACUUGUUUCAGCCUGUCGCAUUCGAAAUACAAGGAGGCGCAGGACCGGACACCAAACGUUUUCUUUCAAAGCUCGGCAAGCUGAUUCAAGAUUCCACCAACGAAGCCCGUGCUUCUGCCUUCCUUAGGCAAAGAAUAUCAGUUUGCAUACAGAUGUCUAACGCAGCAUGUGUCAUCGGAACUCUACGCCCUCAAGCUUCUCUCGAUGAAGUUUUAAUGAUCCUCUAA